CUAAACUUAAGACAUUUUUAACAAAAGGUUACAUUACAUCCAUCGAAUUUGAUAGUAAAUCCUUAAUCGUUUACUUAAUGUGCAUGCAAAUUUGGGCGUAAUAGUAAGAAGGAUAUGGGCCUGACGUUUGGUACUAUUGAAUAAAGGCCCAUAUAAAGCCCAAUAAUUUGCUUUUCUGAGAAGACGGAGACAAAGGAGUCGCUCUGGUCUUUCAUUAUCGCGAAUCUGAGAUUUCGGAAGAUUCGAUCGAUUUGGGGGUUUUAGGGUUUAAUCUCAACUGCUAAUCAAUGGCGCCACCUCCAGGACUUUACUCCGGUACCAGCACUCUUGCUCUGGUUGCUCGUGCUUCGGCUUUCGGGUUGGGUCUCAUCUACGGCAACAUCAAGCUCAAGGCUUUAAAGCAAAUUCGAAUGUUUAUGGCUUUUGAAUUAUGAUAUUCUCGAUCGAAUCAUGUGUGCCGUGACUAUUAGUAUGCUACUUUGCUCCUUUUGGUUUGGUCAUCUAUACACAAGUAACAUGAUUCUUUGACCCCAAUGUUUCUGCCUGAGUUCUGAUCUCCUAUUCCACUGAAUGAUCAUAGUUUUGACUUGAUGUUUAGUAGAAGAGUUUGUCAAUGAUUUGCAACUUGAUCACUGAAAUGUAAUUUCUUGCCUUUGUAAAGCAUAAGUUUGCGAUGUUGUGUCUGGUUUCCAAACCCUAAGAAAAUCGGUAUGAAAGUAGAGCCUAUGUUGCUUCCUUUAGAGCAUCCCAAUCCUUAUUCAUUCAGAUUGUGGAAUCUAAUUUUCUACUAUGAUGUGAUUUGCUAAUAAGUUAUGAUGAUACCAACAAAUGCUUCUUCUUCAUAUGCAGAUAAAGAAGAAUUCGCAGAUUAAGGCCGAAGCAAAGGCUCAUCACUAAACCAACUCUUCUUCUCCUUCUCAAUAAGAUUAUGAAGCCAAGUGAUUGUUAUCUCUAAAUGUAGUUCUUUUCCUCCUUAAGCUAUAUCUCCCUCGGUGACAUUUUUUCCAUCUUUCUGUUUUUUUAAUCAAAAUCUUCUGUCUGACAAAGCAAUCGUAUACCCGUUUUGGUUUAAACCUGAGUUCUUCUUUGGUACUUUCCUGCUAUUCAAUAAACACCAUAUUUUUAUCAUCUUAACCAGAUAAAUAAUUUAUAAAAAAAAAAAAAAAAAAAAAAGAAUUUUUUUUGUUUUCAAUUAAAAUAAAUAAAUAUCCGCCGUGGCGCAGAGUUAAAAGUAAGCAGUUGGCUAUUCAGGACGACCAAUGUGGUCACUGCUUGGUGGCAAGAACAAGUUGUGUUCGAGCUAUACAAGGUCGUGGCUUCGAACAUUGGUCACACUCACACAUUCGCUGUCUCUCUUUCUCACGUAAUAGAGGCAUUCUUAAAUGCCUUUUUCUGUUCUCUUUCAUUCUCUACAAUUUAUUAAGUUAUUUGAACUUAUUGUAGAAACCUAAAUGUUUGCACCCAAAAUUAAAGGUUACAAGAUGAGUAUCUUCUUUGAGAUUUUGAGAAGAGUUUCUCUAUAUGGCGUUCUAUGUCUAGUUUGAAUAAUCAAAUCAUCAUUUAUAU
This is a messenger RNA of Arabidopsis thaliana (thale cress), 1566 nucleotides long. Its product is annotated as ATP synthase E chain. Bases 288 to 434 code for a protein of 48 amino acids. NCBI's taxonomy places the organism in Eukaryota, Viridiplantae, Streptophyta, Magnoliopsida, Brassicales, Brassicaceae. The transcript has 3 exons. The record is from RefSeq and is marked reviewed.